This is a messenger RNA of Cherax quadricarinatus, 1952 nucleotides long. The record is from RefSeq and is a predicted model, not a curated record. Lineage: Eukaryota; Metazoa; Arthropoda; Malacostraca; Decapoda; Parastacidae.
GGUAGCCGGAGGUGAGGAAGACGUGAGGAUGCUCAUAAUGAUUGAGGCCAUAGCACCAGCCCCGCCCGUCCUGGACCUUGGCAAGUCGUAUAUAAAGGACGCCUUUGCCUGGUACCAGCAGACAGCUCCUCUUUGGUGGGUCAACAUGAACGCUCUGACUGUACUUUUUAUUGCGGCUGCGGCGGCAGGCAGCAGCGGGCAGCUCCUAGGUUACUCUGGCUUAUUUGGCGCCUACCGUAAUGUGUUUGGCGUCUAUCCUGGUGUGUAUGGCGCCUACCCUAGUGUGUAUGCCGCCCACCCUAGUGUGUAUGCCGCCCAUCAUGGGUUCCUUCCUACAGCUUCAAAAAUCACUCUCAAGACUGUGUCUCCAGCACCUCUGACGUAUAACGUAGCUCCGUUCGCCCCUGUGGCUCCCGUCCAGUCCCAGUACCACGCCCAAGACGAAUUGGGACAGUAUUCCUUCGGCUAUUCUGGUGGUCCUUCUUCCCGGGCUGAGACUCGUGACGCCUUCGGCAUCGUCCGCGGGUCAUACAACUAUGUAGACUCUGAUGGCAAGAUACAGACUCAGAGUUACGUGGCAGAUGCCAACGGCUUCCGUGUGGCCGGCACUAAUCUGCCCGUGGCCCUCGAUGAGAGUCCUGAACCAGUUCAGGAUACUGCUGAGGUUGCUGAGGCUAAGGCUGCAUUCAAGAAAGCUUACGAUGAGGCCGCAACUGCUGCAGCUGCCGCUCCAGACUCCCGCAAGAAGCGUUCAGUCCCUGUCGCUUCUACCUUCGGAACCUACUCUCCUCUCAGCUUUUACUAUCGAUUCUCUACUCCACUGACCUACUCUCACCCAGUUGUCGUAGGUUCUCCUCUCACCUACAGAUCAUCUCUGCCUAGUCUUACCACCUACGGGGCUGCCCCCGCCAUCACCGCCUAUACUGGUACCCACACCCUCGGGUACGCUGCUGCCGCUCCUGCUGUUGCUGCCCUCCGCAAGGGUGUGCUCCUCCGUGUUGAGAACAACCCUGGUCAUGCUGUCUCCUACCGCGUGGACUGCAGCUCCUCCUUGUGGUUCAACAUGAACGCUCUGACUGUGUACAUCACCGGGGUACUUGCAGUUUGCUGUGGGGCACAGCUAAUUGGCUACCCGGGAGCGGCACCCUUCUUAGGAUAUGGGAAUUUCCCUUUUGGCUUGUCUGCUGCCCCGGCUCCUGUGCCAUACACCGCAUCACCUUACAAUCCUUUAGUAUAUAACCCAGGACAGUAUGCUCCUGUGCAGUCCCAGUAUCACGCCCAGGAUGAACUUGGCCAAUAUUCCUUCGGCUUCGCAGGAGGUCCCUCAAAUCGUGCUGAGACACGUGACGCCUUCGGCAACGUUCGUGGGUCUUACAACUACGUGGACUCUGAGGGAAAAGUACAGACUGUGAGUUACGUGGCAGAUGCCCUUGGCUUCCGUGUCGCCGGCACCAACCUACCCGUGGCCCCCGCCUCUCCUGAGGCUACACUCCCAGGUCCCGUGCCCGAACCCGUCCAAGACACUCCUGAGGUUGCCGCCGCUAAGGCUGCCUUCCAGGCCGCUUACGAUGAGGCCGCAGCCGCCGCCGCUGCUGCUCCAGAAACCCGCAAGAAACGCUCGGUUGUGGCUGCCCCAGCUCUCGGCGCAUACCCUUCCCUAGGCUUCUAUCCUUGGUCCUUCGGCAUCGCUCCUACCGCCUACUCAGCUGCUGUUGCAGCCCCCGCCUCCGUCCCUGCCCCCGCCUUCCGAGAAGCUUCACUCCUUCGUAUUGAAAACAAUCCUGGUCAUGCUGUUUCCUAUCGCGUUGAUUAAGAGUUGUAGAGCAGGUAGGCCCGUGGCUGAUCUCUUGGUACUAAUUUUUUAUGCAAAUAACAGUUCUCACUACUUGUGUUGCUACAGGUAAAAUAUAUAAGAAAAAUCAUCAACUCAGGAAAUCGUAAUAAUACGAUUG